This is a messenger RNA of Tympanuchus pallidicinctus (lesser prairie-chicken), 676 nucleotides long. Its product is annotated as interferon alpha-inducible protein 27-like protein 2. Bases 39 to 566 code for a protein of 175 amino acids. The record is from RefSeq and is a predicted model, not a curated record. Lineage: Eukaryota; Metazoa; Chordata; Aves; Galliformes; Phasianidae. Gene Ontology annotation, biological process: apoptotic signaling pathway. The transcript has 4 exons. Gene Ontology annotation, cellular component: membrane; mitochondrion.
GCCACCCCCCUCCUCCCUGCACAGCAAUGUGAACCGGCAUGGCAAGGGUUAAACGCUGGGCUCGAUCCAGAAAACUUAGCAAAACCGAAAGCAAACAGACGGAUUUCCUGGAAAUUCACUUUCCUUACAUCACCGCUUGUUUCCUCCCCCCCCGCCCCCCCCGUCUCUUAUCACAACACGGGGAUCGCUGCGCUCAGUGCUGGGCUCCCUGCUCCGCUGGUGUUUCGUGGGUGCUCAGAGGUGCUGUGUGGAUGUUACAGGCGGCAGCCGUGAAACCGAUCAUUCAUGCCCUCGUGGGGUGCGGCGUUGCAACAGGAGCGGUGCUCGUGGCCGUCCCGUUAACCAUUUCGUCGCUGGGCUUCACGACUGCCGGCAUCACCGCGGGCUCCAUAGGCGCUAAGAUGAUGUCGGCUGCGGCCAUCGCCAACGGCGGCGGAGUGGCUGCGGGCAGCAUCGUGGCCGUGCUGCAGUCGGUCGGAGCCGCCGGCCUUUCCAUUGGUGUCAAACUCGGGUUGGCCUCCGUGUUCGGGCCGCUCGGUGCGCUGAUCGGAUCGAAGAUCCCUUAAGAGAUGGAUGGAGAAGCUCAGAAACGCCGAGAGACGGCGCGGCCGCCGCUGCGUGAUCGGCAACGGGAGCGCAUCGCACAGAACAAUAAAGAGACGGCAGAGCAACCGAA